CAAACCAAAAUUUCCUCAAUCACUGGAACGUCACCUCUCUCUCUCUCUCUCUCUCUCUCUCUUCUCUGUUUCGUUCUCUCUCUUACUACAUUUACACAUUUGUCAAAAAAAAACACGCGAUUGAACACCUCACUUGCAACAGAUAGACGAUGCAGCCAGCGCAGUAAAAUUAUUUCUCGAAAUCGAUUUUAAUGAAUUCAGGUUCGUGCUUAUCUGUGACUGUGUGUUUGUGCGCAUCUCACCACACAUUUAUACGCUUAUUCGCACAAUAGACACGUAUCUAUCCUAUCACACAAAUCCUGAAGGUCUGUUUGAAUGCAAAAUCUGCACACAGCUCUGAAUUUUUUUUGGCUUCUGCAAUUUCACAUGGAUCAAGGCAUGGUCGUCGAAUCGUAUAAUGUCGGUUAGGUUUUGGAAACGUAAUUUAGGGAAAAAAAAUAGGUGUAGCGGUGGCGAGAUUUCUACGUGCAUCGAGACUCGAAUUAAUACUUUAUUUUUAAUUUACUGAUAUUUUGUAGCACAAAACGAUAAGGCGUAUCACAAGAGUAAAUGAUAAUCGAAGAUCGGUCUGCUUCUGUCAUGUUCCUUAUGAUUUGAAUCACAAUUUUUAGCUAUUAUUUUACCACUUGAUUUGAUUCAUCUAUUUUAUUUAUUGUCAAUGAUGCUCUAUCACUUGUUGGAAUUCCUCGUAAUCGACGUGAAAUUUAUGUUAAUGAUGCUAUCCAACACGAUUAUGACACAAAUGCACAUGAAGCAGAUGACGAUGCGUGUUUAAUUAGUUGACACAAUCUUUUUUGGAUCACUUUCCUUGGAAUUUUAAGCGUGAUUCAUGUUUUUGACAUUUAGUUCUUGCUUUUUUCGACUUGCUAAGCUAAUAAGGGUGAUUAAUCUGGAAUAUUAGGAAAUUUAGGUAACCAUGCUUCUCUAAGGUGUGUCAUGAAGUGUGUGUAAUUUCAGGUAUCUUAAUGUAUUGAGAUAAGCAUUUUGGUCUUUGCUUUUGGUGGUUUUGCUGCAAAAUGGCUUCAAAUACGACUGUAACAUGCUUACCGCCGAUGAAGGCCACCUCAAAUGGGGUCUUCCAAGGGGAUAAUCCUCUCCACCACGCACUUCCUCUCUUGAUUAUACAGAUAUGCGUUGUGCUGGCGUUGACCCGAUUACUAGCAUUUCUUCUCCGGCCGCUAAGGCAGCCACGUGUCAUUGCUGAGAUUGUUGGAGGCGUUCUACUUGGUCCUUCAGCUUUGGGACGCAACCAUAAAUAUCUUCAUGCCAUUUUCCCACCUAGAAGCCUCACAGUUUUGGAUACUCUUGCCAACCUGGGUCUCUUAUUCUUCCUGUUCCUGGUAGGCCUUGAGUUGGAUCCAAAGUCUCUUCGACAGACUGGAAAGAAAGCCUUAAGUAUUGCUCUAGCAGGAAUCAGUCUCCCAUUUGGUUUAGGAGUUGGGGCAUCAUUUGUGCUCAGGGCUACUAUUUCCCAAGGUGUGAGUCAAGGACCAUUCUUGAUUUUCAUGGGAGUAGCUCUUUCAAUUACUGCAUUUCCUGUUUUGGCUCGUAUUUUGGCUGAACUUAAGCUAUUGACUACAAAUGUUGGUAGAAUAGCCAUGUCAGCUGCGGCAGUCAAUGAUGUGGCUGCAUGGAUUCUUCUUGCUCUUGCUGUUGCCUUAUCAGGCACAGGCCGCUCUCCACUUGUUUCCUUGUGGGUCUUCUUAUGUGGGUUUGGUUUCAUACUGUCAUGCUCGAUUGUUUGCCCUUUUGUUUUCAAAUGGGUUGCUAGACGCUGUCCUGAAGGUGAGCCAGUUGACGAGAUAUAUAUCUGUGCUACACUUGGUGCUGUUUUAGCUGCUGGUCUUGUCACUGAUAUCAUCGGGAUUCAUGCACUUUUUGGUGCCUUUGUUAUGGGCGUUCUUGUUCCAAAGGAGGGAGCAUUUGCAGGAGCCCUUGUGGAAAAAGUAGAGGACAUCGUCUCUGGCCUAUUUCUUCCUUUGUACUUUGUAUCAAGUGGAUUAAAGACAAAUGUAGCCACCAUUCAAGGGCUUCAAUCUUGGGGUCUUCUUGCUCUAGUCAUAUUUACUGCCUGUUUUGGGAAGAUUUUUGGCACUGUUUUGGUCUCUCUCUGCUGCAAGGUUCGGUUUAGAGAGGCGCUAACACUAGGUUUCUUGAUGAACACUAAAGGUUUGGUGGAGCUUAUCGUCCUUAACAUCGGGAAAGAUAGAGGGGUUCUGAAUGAUCAGACUUUUGCGAUUAUGGUUCUCAUGGCGUUAUUCACUACAUUCAUAACGACGCCAGUUGUCGUGGCCGUAUAUAAGCCAGCUGAAAUGGCUAAAUUGGAAUACAAAUACAGAACAAUUCAGAGGAAGGAACCUGACACUCAGCUCAGAAUGUUUAUCUGCUUUCAUAGCACAAGAAAUAUUCCGACAUUGAUUAAUCUGAUGGAGGUUUCGCGUGGUACUGGGAAGAAAGGAGGGCUUCGCAUCUACGCAAUGCACCUAAUGGAGCUGUCUGAAAGAUCAUCAGCGAUUCUGAUGGUGCACAAGGCAAGAAACAACGGGUUGCCAUUUUGGAACAAGGUGAAUUCUGAUGCAAACCAAGUUGUGGUUGCUUUCGAUGCAUUCCAUCACCUCAGUCAAGUUUCCAUACGACCAACAACCGCGAUCUCGCCCUUUUCUAGCAUGCACGAGGACAUUUGCACCAGCGCCGAGAGGAAGAUGGCUGCAAUAAUAAUCCUACCAUUCCAUAAGCACCAGAGAGUCGAUGGACACUUUGAGACAACACGAGCUGACUUCAGGCAUGUCAACCGCAGGGUUCUUGAACACGCCCCAUGUUCUGUUGGCAUAUUGGUGGAUAGAGGGCUAGGAGGCCCGUCGCACAUUUCUGCAAGCAACGUUAACUACACUGUGACAGCAUUCUUCUUUGGAGGCCACGACGACCGUGAAGCCCUAUCUUAUGGGGCGCUCAUGGCUGAGCACACUGGCAUUCGAUUGAAUGCAGUUCGUUUCAUCGUGGACUCCAAGCUCAUCCCGGAUAGCCUUACUUUGGAUGUGAAGGAUGAGUCUCAUGUAGAGGAUACAUCAGACGAAGAGUUUCUUGCAGAGUUUAAGCAGAGAGUAUCGGCCGAUGGUUCGAUAAAAUACGAAGAGGUUGGGGUAGGCAGUGAUGCAGACAUAGUUGGUACAAUCUUCAAAUACAACCGCAGUAAUCUGUUCAUCAUAGGACGAAUGCCAGAGUGUCGGCUAGUUGCAGCGUUCGACAAGAAGAGUGAAUGUCCUGAACUGGGACCGGUGGGGAACUUGCUGAUCUCACCGCAGUUUAAGACCACAGCGUCAGUGCUGGUGGUGCAGCAGUACCGGGGGCAGCUGAUGGGAGACUCGCUGGCGUCGUUGAAGGAGGAGAAUACGUCUGAUACGGAAGCAGAUGAGGCGGCGGCGGCGGCACAGGAGUCGCGUUGAUCUCUAGUUUUGGUGCUGAGUUUGAUCCUGUUUGAGGUAAUGAUAGUAUAUAUAUAAAACAGAUUAUAUUUCGUUGCAAUAAUCUUUCAUUCCUGACCUUUUAUCUGUCAUGCUUUUAAUAUAAAUUGGAUGUUGCUGAAAUAAUGGCUGCAUGUAUUAUGAGUCAGAUGAUAGUAAAUGUAAAUGCUCAACUGACUAUGAUUAUCUCAAAAGAAUUGCAAAUCCCAGAAAGUAGUUGUUUGGGUUCAUUGUUUAUCCAUGUUAUGUUGGUGAAGUGAGGUUAUUUUGUUC
Salvia splendens (bonfire salvia) is the source of this 3734-nucleotide messenger RNA. Its product is annotated as cation/H(+) antiporter 18. Gene Ontology annotation, biological process: proton transmembrane transport; regulation of pH. Gene Ontology annotation, molecular function: antiporter activity. Gene Ontology annotation, cellular component: endomembrane system; membrane. Bases 1017 to 3443 code for a protein of 808 amino acids. The record is from RefSeq and is a predicted model, not a curated record. Lineage: Eukaryota; Viridiplantae; Streptophyta; Magnoliopsida; Lamiales; Lamiaceae. The transcript has 4 exons.